AUGAAAAUAUUACAAAUAUUGUUUGUAAGUUUUUUAGUAUAUGUUGCUAUGACUGCUGAAACAGAAACAACAUGUACAGAAGACCAGGUUCUUAUUAAAGGAAAAUGCAAGGAUGCCAAAAAUUGCAAAACUUAAAUUGGAUUCUUCAAAUAGACUGAAGCUAAUGGAAAGAAAUAGAUAGCCAAAAGACCAACAUUUAAAUUAGAGUUUAAGGAUGGAAAUCUUUAAUUUUCUUUGAUAUUUGCUAAUGCUAAAGACUUAUAGACUUCUGUAGAAACUGGAUUACCCACAACUUGUAUCUAGGUUAAUUUAAGGAGAUUUGGCGCUGCAUUCACAGAUGAAGAAGCAGACUCUACAAUUAUUACUGCAACGACUUAGGGUUCCUCAAGAAUUUGGAGCUUUAUCGUCAAUAAAGAGUAUUUCAAUUUUUAAUUGUUAGUUAAUUCGACUCAUUAUAUAUGAAAGAUGAAUCAAAUGAGGAGGUUAAAUACACUGGUUUUUAUGCCGUAUCAGUGACCUUGUUAUUACCAAAUGACAAUGGAAUUAAACCAUUAGCUUUCUAUGCUUUUAAAUUCUCCACUAUUUUUAGCAAAGAUUUAGCAAAUCUAAAAUCAAGUGAAAUAAAGCCUAAAGUACAAGCUGAAUAGGUUUGUGCAGAUGCAGCUGAAGAAGAAUGUGUUUAUAUUGCUCAAUCCACAUUGACAUUAUGUUCAGAUGAAGUUUGUCAGGCACCUUUUAACACAACUGAAUUAGUAGUAGGAGAAACCAUUUAUGUUAAAUAAACAAUCAACUAGGAAGGAUUUAAAGGUGGAAAAUGGAAGCCUCAAGAUGCUGAAAUUACAGUAGUCGCCGCUGGAGUAACAAAGACAGUCAAGCCUAAAAAAUUAAAUAAAGGAUAAAAUGGAGAAUAAAUGUAUUAGGUUAAAUUAAAUUUCUUGGGAAAUAUAGUCACUCUAGCUUCUGAUGCUUCAUUAGGACAAACAACAAUUCCUAGACUCUUAUAAGAAGUUGCAGAUGAUCCUUCAGUAGUUGGAUCAACUUCCGUUUUUUGCAUCAAGGAGACAUCUAAUAGUACAUGCCCAUCCUAAGAAAAAGUGCUGGCUUAUAAUUCAGAAAAUUGUGCUGGAUUAUCCUGUGAUGAUAGUUCAAAUGCUUUGAUAUUCUAAGUGCUAAUAACAAUUUUAGGAUUUAUGAUAUUAUGACC
Paramecium sonneborni is the source of this 1204-nucleotide messenger RNA. Lineage: Eukaryota; Ciliophora; Oligohymenophorea; Peniculida; Parameciidae. The record is from the annotation of a GenBank genome assembly.